UUGAAAAUCAGCAGCUGCUGCAAACAGCAGAGGCGCAGGCAAAGUAGAAUAUCAAAGCGUUCACACGGACAAGACAACCCGACAGUCCGGGGUUGUGGAUCAUUCUGGGGCUGAAACCGGCUGAUAUGCAGUCAUUUCUGCCCGUUCCGUGAACCAGACGAGUGGUUUUGGUUUUGUGUGGAAGGCGCUUUCUCCCAUGUAUUUUGGAUGAUCUCCCACAGCCAGGUCCACGUAUUGAGAUGAUCUAUUUUUGUGAUGGCGAAGGGUCUGUUUCCACGGGCCUGGGUGAAAAAGUCUUUCUAUUUCCAGGCUCGGAUCUCCUUUGUCCGGGUGAAGUACCUGUUCCUUACAUGGCUGACUGUGCUGGUGGGGAGCUGGGUGCUCUAUGUGCAGUACUCCGCCUACACAGAGCUGUGCAGAGGACACGAGUGCAAGAACGCCAUCUGCGAUAAAUACAGGAGGGGAAUCAUCGAUGGCUCCGCCUGCAGCAGUCUGUGUGACAAAGAGACACUCUAUAUGGGCAGGUGUCUGUCAGUACUGCCAAACAACCAGGUUUACACAGGAAGCUGGGGAGACUACGAUGGGAUCAUCCGUUGUAAAUUGGGGGAGAUUGUGCACUAUGAGCUGGGGGAGGAGCCGGAGCCUCGGAGAGAGGCAGCUGUGUUCGACAAGCCCACCAGAGGCACAUCAGUGGAGAAGUUCAGAGAAAUGGUCUUUAAUCAUCUCAAGUCCAAGCUUGGAGAGCAGGCCAACCUCGCCAGCCUCGUCAGCCAGAUCUUGUCUGUCGCCGAUGGCAACAGAGAUGGACGGGUGUCACUGCCAGAAGCCCGCUCCACGUGGGCCCUCCUGCAGAUGGACGAGGUGCUGCUGGGCCUGCUGCUCCAGGAUCGUGGACACACUCCUCGCCUCCUCGGCUACUGCGGGGACCUUUACAUGACGGAGCGAGUCCCCUACGGGCCCCUGUACGGUUUGUCUCUACCCUGGCCGCUGGUGUCCUGGGUGCCGAGCAGUGUGCAGCGCACUAUUGAUCAGUGGUUCACCCCAUCUUGGCCUCGCAAAGCCAAGAUCUCCAUGGGUCUGCUGGAGCUGGUGGAGGACAUCUUCCACGGCACCUACGGCAGCUUUCUCAUCUGCGACCUCACCGCAACACACUUUGGUUACACUGACCGCCACGAGCUCCGUCUUACCAACGCCGGAGCAGUUGUUCCUGAAGACGAGUUCAGACGCACCAUGCGAGUACUGAAGUGUGAGACAGACGCUGACUGCGUGUACGGGGUGGACUGCCGGACGUCAUGCGACAUGUCAGAGAAACGGUGCAGGGAGGAGCCGCUCCAGCCAAACUUGGCGAAGGCAUGCGGUGCACUGAAGGACUACCUCCUGCGCGGGGCGCCGUCAGUGAUGAGGGAGGAACUGGAGAGACAGUUGUACUUAUGUAUGGCUCUCAAGGGCAAUGCUGGACAGAUGAACAUGGAGCACUCACUUAUCCUCAACAACCUGAAAGCUCUGCUGUGGAAACAGAUCUCACACACAAAGGACUCGUGACAAGGAGAAGAAAUUCCUCUGAAAUGAUGCCAGUCACUCUCACAUGGAGCUGAGUAUUAACGAUGCUGUGAUUUAGAAGUAGCAAAUUCAUUCAAAGUCAUUUUUAUCAACUCUUAACACUAAUGAAUGAACCGACUGAUGGGGACUACCUCCUCCAUCCCGGUUUCAGAAGUCUGGGGCCUGGAAAACAUGUCAGAGUAUGUUUAAAUACAACACUAAAAAAAUAUAUACUGAAUGAUUGCAUGUUGCCAUCAGUCACACUUAAAACAAUUCAUACAGCCACAUUUUAUUGUAUUGUAUUGUUCUCUACCGCUGAAUGUUUUACUGUUGUUAGUCUCAAGAGCCGAGAGACUAAAUUGCUGUUUUUGCCACAAAAUCAUGCUGAUGUGUGUGUGGACUAACACAGUUCAUCAAAGAAGAGUUUAUUCCCUUGAGGAAAACAAGGAUAGAGUGACUGUUGUACAGAGGCUCCAGUUUGAAGUGUAUUGAAAUUGCACUAUGAUAAGAUAUGCUCCUUAAUUUUAUGUUAAGGUUGCUAAGGUUACCGAUAUUCUACAUUUGUUAUUUGUAACAAAUCCAAUGAAAAGGUGAAAACCAACAGUAUGUUAGUAUUUCAUAUUUUACUUCGCUAGCACUCAGACCCAAGCCCAUCAGCGCUGCCUGCUGAAGAUGUAUUUUAUCUUUUUUACUUUAAAAUCAUACUUCAAUUUAAAAAAAAAAAAAAGAAAAGAAAAGAAAAAAAAAGGUUAAAGAAUGUCGUCAAACAGCUGGGCACUGUAAUUUUUUAGCAACGGUUACUCAAACAGAAGGAAUUUGUGCAUUUGUUAGGGGACUACUUUCAGCUGCGGAUUAAUACACAUUUGGAUCAAUUCAAAAUACAGUUCAUUGUGGUCUGGGAAUGUGUCACCCGGUGCAAAAGAGCAGCUCAUUGAUGUUUGUUUUUAUACAGGAAAGUGUUUAAGCCUUGGCUGCAGGCACAGGCAAACUGAGAUUGUAGGUUUUGGUCUUUUCAGGGGAUUAUUUGAAAAUAAGGAAAUUAUAGAGCAUCACCAGACUUCAACAAAGACAGAUUAGUGACGAAGGAAAAACCAGAAUAAACAAAUUAGUGGAGGAAUUCAACAAUAAUUCCUCUAUGAAGGACUCAGUGCCAAAGAGCACUGAAGCUUUUCUGGAGAUUCAUGGUGGCGUUUCCUUUUAUCUGUCACUCAUCUGUUUGCUGAAAUGGGGCAGUUCAUUAGCUUCAGAUUGGACAAUGUGAUGGUAUUUGUCUGACAGUACGUCACAGUGUUCAUACUGUGCAUCAGCGUACUUGACCAUGCUGCGAGUUUUCCACCUGUAACCCAAGUGACAUCAUCAAUGCUGCAUCAAUGACACGAAGAGAAAAUAUUAAUGUAUUUAAUUUGGUUUGUGAAUGUUCUCUACUAUUUCUCACUGAAGAGUGUUUGUGGUAAUGUACUGCAUCAUGUUAUUUUUGGAUUUCAUCCGUCACAGUGCCACAGAUCAUGCUGAAAUCACUUUGUGAAUGUUUACCACCUGUGAAGGUGGAGAUCCUUUAUCGAGUGUCAUGGUCACAUUUGAAUGCUGUAUAAAAGAAUAUUUUCCAUGAACCCUUCCAGACAUUGCCGAUGUGAAGUAACUGUGACCAAGUUGACAACGUAAACCACUUUGAGACAGACGUGACCUGUACAGCAUGUCAAGCUUGUGGUCAAUGCUGCUGUUAGUUUUAAAAAUGUAAAAAAAAAAAAAGUUUACUUAUUGAAGAAACCAGCAUGAUUUUGCACAAUUAAACUACAUACCACUUCACUGUUACUUGUCAGGUCUGUCAAGAUUUAUAUUGCACAAUAUGGCAAUCCAGUAUCUCACUCAUAUUGUGGAUUAAAGAUUAACACUGUAAAUAUUUGUCAUGGGUAUAACUAGUCACAAGCAAACAAGGCCACGAUGUUCCUUUAAAAACAAAAAAAGAAAAAGAAAAGUACACAGUAUUGACUGAGCCAGACACAA
Messenger RNA from Seriola dumerili (greater amberjack), 3543 nucleotides. It is a transcript of the gene dipk1aa, whose product is annotated as protein FAM69A-like. The coding region runs from base 256 to 1542 and encodes 428 amino acids. The record is from RefSeq and is a predicted model, not a curated record. The transcript is spliced from 6 exons. Lineage: Eukaryota; Metazoa; Chordata; Actinopteri; Carangiformes; Carangidae.